AUGAAGGCAAGCACGGCAAAGACAGAAGCGGCGCACGGCAAAGAAUCAAAUGACGGCAAAGUACAAGGAAACCUCACGGCAAAGAAAGGAAGACGGCAAAGUCCCUACGUGCCGCACGGCAAAGAAACCAAGCACGGCAAAGAAACCAAGCACGGCAAAGGCACUGGGCAUUGCCGUGGCUCGCCCCUUUGCCGUGCGGACAGCUCGUUCCAGUAUGAAGACUCGUCGCAGAGACCGCCACGUGGGUACUCGAACAUCCUUGGGGGCCUACUUAGAUGGUAUUUCCCUGGGAUAGUCAAUCUCCCUACUGGUGGCUGCGACGUAGCUUGGAGGUGGGCGCACUACAGCCUCGCGGAAGAUCCUCUUGGCCGCGGCACCGCGGCGGAUUUGGUUGUUGCCAAAUUCUGGAAAUACUUCAAGAGGGCCGAGGGCAAGGAGAAUGCGUGCGAUGAUGUCCUACACCAGCUUGCAAGGAAGAGGGUGACUGGCAUGCACUACGAGGCACGUGUUCAAUGCGUCCGUGACUGGCACGCCGACCGCUUCGUCCACAUGACUAAGGAGGACGCUCGCGACACGCUCAUGCAGCCGUGGCAGUACUUGCAGAACCCUCCUCAGUACGUCGGCAACGACGAGAGGUGCUUUCUUGCGAUGGUCAUGUGGUGGACAUGCCCCCAGUACCUGAAGAAGCACGAGGAGGGCAAGAAGAAGCGGGCAGAGAUGCGAGGUGGAUCGCAUAUCCAAGGCAGCAUCCCCAUCUCUCUUCACCUGCAGAAGGAGGAAGUCAGGACAGGAGCGAAGCCUAACGUCUUUGCCGUGCUAAAGAAGAUGAAGCAAAGGAAGACGCCUGAUCCUGAGACGGGGUCCGUGUGGGUUAACCCGCAAUCCGAGACCCAGUGCACGUCGUAUGUCUCCAAGUUCAAGCAGAAGUACGGCGAGGACGCCAACCCAGAGGCCGAGGACUUUGACCCUGAGGUCGCGGUGCUUGCGGGAGAAGGCUUGAAGCAUGGCCGCCUAUGGUUUGGUGACGGGUGCGUCGACCCAGCGAAGGUUCCCUCUCUCCGCCAGAUCCGUCGUGGUCGUAAGAGCGGCCAGCCUGAGGUAGAGCCCCGGCCACGGGCUUCGGAUCUAGCUGUCGAGCGGUUACGGGAGGAGAUGGCAGCGAAGGAGCAGGCGGCCCAGGAGCAAAGGGCACAGAUGGAGCAACAGAUUCUGGAGUACCAGCAGCAGCAGACACAGAUGAUGCAGCAGAUGCAACAGCAGCAGCAGAUGAUGCAGUAG
Molecule: messenger RNA, 1278 nt
Organism: Lolium perenne
Lineage: Eukaryota; Viridiplantae; Streptophyta; Magnoliopsida; Poales; Poaceae
Source: RefSeq, a predicted model, not a curated record